Gasterosteus aculeatus aculeatus (three-spined stickleback) is the source of this 1121-nucleotide messenger RNA. NCBI's taxonomy places the organism in Eukaryota, Metazoa, Chordata, Actinopteri, Perciformes, Gasterosteidae. The record is from RefSeq and is a predicted model, not a curated record.
GCUGUGUCGUCAGCUUGCCGAAUGAUCUGAUCUGAGUUCAGCCAUAUUCCCAGUGAGCAGCCACACCGGCAGCCUGCCUCUAUCUACCGAGCUCCCUCCCCGUUGAUCCGCGGGCCCGAUCCCUCACGGUGCCGUCGUCGUUCUACCUCAGUCCGUCCCGGAACUCCCGGACAUGCUACGGAGCUGAAACACCGACCCACGGACAUGGAGCGGCCGAGUUGAGGGAGUCGACGGACGGUACCGACCGACAUCCCGAUUUCUGAGAGGAAAGUCCAGAUUUACCGGGAUUAACGCCGAUGCGGAUGACGGACACACCACCGAACGGCUCUAAACAACAACUCGUUACCCGCAACCGGCGGACACUCAUCGACUCACCGACACACGGACAGAUCAAAAUGUCCGGAAUGUUUUUCCGGAGCUAACGAGCUAACCUUAGCUAGCAGGCUGAGCUAACAGGAAGCGGAGGCGGUGACGCGGCGGGCGUGGCUAUCGCGAGUCAGCGGGAGCAGAGGGUCCUCGUCCCGGGUCAGGAUGUCGGCUCAGGCCCGUCUGAAGCGGCUGGAGGAGCUGCUGCUGGAGCAGAAGGCUGCGGGCUGUUUGAGUGUGGAGGCGCUGCUCGACCUGCUGCUCUGCUUCUACACGGAGGUCUCACACUCUCCGCUGAAGAGGGAGAAGCACGUCACCGACUUCCUGGAGUGGGUGAAGCCGUUCACCACCACAGUGAAGGACAUGCGGCUGCACAGAGACGACUUCGAGAUGCUGAAGGUGAUUGGACGCGGAGCUUUUGGAGAGGUCGCCGUGGUGAAGAUGAAGCACACAGAGAGAGUUUACGCCAUGAAGAUCCUCAAUAAGUGGGAGAUGCUGAAGAGAGCUGAGACGGCGUGUUUCCGAGAAGAACGUGACGUGCUGGUGAAAGGAGACAGCCAGUGGAUCACUACCCUGCACUACGCCUUCCAGGACGACAACUACCUGUACCUGGUGAUGGAUUACUACGUGGGGGGGGACCUGCUGACACUGCUCAGUAAAUUUGAGGAUCGUCUUCCAGAGGACAUGUCCAAGUUCUACGUUGCUGAGAUGGUGCUCGCCGUCCACUCCAUCCACCAGCAGCGCUACAUCCACAG